This is a messenger RNA of Dermochelys coriacea (leatherback sea turtle), 1103 nucleotides long. It is a transcript of the gene CLNS1A, whose product is annotated as chloride nucleotide-sensitive channel 1A. Gene Ontology annotation, biological process: chloride transport; mRNA cis splicing, via spliceosome; cell volume homeostasis. Gene Ontology annotation, cellular component: methylosome; spliceosomal complex; cytosol. The coding region runs from base 62 to 778 and encodes 238 amino acids. Lineage: Eukaryota; Metazoa; Chordata; Testudines; Dermochelyidae. The transcript is spliced from 6 exons. The record is from RefSeq and is a predicted model, not a curated record.
GAGCGGCGGUUCCGCUUCCGGCGGCCUGGCUCGGAGCGGCGGGCGGAGGGAGACGGUUGCCAUGAGCUUCCUGAAGCGGUUCCCGCCGCCGGCCGAGGGGGUCCGGCAGCAGCAGCCCGACACUGAGGCGGUGCUGGGAGGCCGCGGGCUGGGCACUGGGACGCUGUACAUCGCCGAGAGUCGCCUCUCAUGGUUAGAUAAGUCUGGACUGGGUUUCUCUUUGGACUAUCCCACCAUAAGUUUACAUGCUGUCUCCAGGGACCUAAAUGCCUAUCCAUGGGAACAUUUGUAUGUCAUGGUGAAUGCCAAAUUUGAAGAGGAAGAGCCAAAAGAAACUCCCAUGGCUGAAGGGGAAGAGGAGGAAGACAGUGAUGAUGAUGAACCAAUUGCAGAAUUCAGAUUUGUACCCACCGACAAAUCGGCCUUGGAAGCUAUGUUUUCAGCAAUGUGUGAAUGCCAAGCCCUACACCCAGACCCUGAAGAUGAAGAUUCAGACAAUGAUUACGAAGGGGAGGAAUAUGACGUGGAAGCCCAUGAACAAGGACAAGGCGAUAUCCCUUCCUUCUACACAUAUGAAGAAGGGUUGUCACACUUAACUGCAGAGGGUCAAGCCACUUUGGAGAGAUUAGAGGGCAUGUUAGCUCAGUCUGUGAGCAGCCAGUACAACAUGGCAGGAGUGCGAACAGAAGAUUCAGUGAGAGAGUUUGAAGAUUCCUCUCAUGGCACUUCCAGAAUAAGCUGUAAAACUGAAGGCAUUGCAGUGACUAUUGGGAAUUAACCUCUUUAACUUCUCUAUUAAUGACCUAAGCAUGGACAUCUACGUUUGUAAAUGCUUUUAUAGAUGUGCUUAAAACAGAGUUUGAUAUUUCUGUGACCACCAUGGGGUUUUUAUUUAAAAGAUAAAAACAAUAACACCUCUUGUCUAACGCUUGAAUGGGGCUAAUCAUGGCUCGUUUCUAGGAAGCCUUUGUAGGAAUUCUAGGAAUUAAACAAAAUUGUAAUUAGAACAGAAUUCUAGGUUGUCCUAGAAUUUGUCCGUAUUUUUGUAUCUGUUUAUCCACUGAGUCACACAUGUAUGAUAGAAACAGGAGUUUGGUAAAGAA